AUGACUCUCCUCGCGAGCGUUCGGCGCCACAGCCUGCGCGUGCAGCAGCGCCUGCACCGCUGGAGCAUCUGCGGGACGGACGGCGGUCAGCUGCUGAGUGAUGGUCCCUCUGCCUCCGCCGCUGGACCACCGCGCUCGCGCUCCUGCUGCUCCGAGGAGCCCCCCGUCCUGUCCCCCAGCGCCAGCGGCCCGUUCACCGUCGUGCUGCUCGGGGACGACGGCGUUGGCAAGACCGCGCUCGCGAGCAUCUUCGCCGGGGCUGCGGACAGCAUGCAGUGCGACUAUGAACCGGACGGAGGUGAGGUUGUCGAGCAGCACAUGCUGGUGGAUGGUGAAAGUGCCACCGUUACCUUACUGGACACGUGGGAUUCCCAGAAUACAGACUGCUGCCCACAGGCUGGAGACGCAUUCAUCAUUGUCUACUCCAUUACAGACAGAGCAAGUUUCCUUCGGGCAGCUGAACUGCGUGUGCUGUUGCGGCGUGAACGUGAGCCUCAUCACACUCCCAUCAUCCUCGUGGGCAACAAGUCUGACUUAGUCCGGAGGAGAGAGGUGUCAGUCAAUGAGGGUCGCACGUGUGCUAUGGUCUUUGACUGUAAGUUCAUCGAAACCUCAGCAGCAAUGCAGCACAAUGUGUGGCCACUGUUCGAGGGCAUCGUCCGCCAGCUCCGCCUGCGGAGAGACAGCGCUGAGGCCAUCAACCGAUGGCAGGCUCAGUACCAGCAGCCUGAGAGCGUUCCCAAGAAGGCCAAACGCUUCAUUGAUAAACUGGUGGCUAAAAAGAAUAAGCAUGCAGCGUUCAAGCUGAAGUCCAAAUCCUGCCAUGAUCUAUCAGUUCUGUGACCUCUUGGCCUCUCCCUGAAGUGUGUGUGUGUGUGUGUGUGAAAAGGUGAUCGAUACAUCAGAUGGCCAAUAUUCUGUGGAUUUGUCAAUCUUGACACAAAUCCUGAUAAAGCACGAUAUUUAGUGGCUUGUUUCAUAAGCUAACAAACCGAACUGAUGGUUUCAUGGUCCUAUAACAUAACAAAAAAAUUUCUAAGAAGAAAACUGAUUAAAAAAUAAGAACAAGGACACUAGACAGUGUUAUUGAUAUGAUGCACUGCUUUAUGAAGCACCAAAAUUUACUUGAGUGCGAAUAGUGCCAUCUUGUGGAGAGUCUUUAGCCUGCUUAACAUGAGUGAGUAAAUUACACGCCAGGUCCAAGUGUUUCACAUCUAAAAUUAAGUUAACAGAAACCAA
Colossoma macropomum (tambaqui) is the source of this 1239-nucleotide messenger RNA. It is a transcript of the gene gem, whose product is annotated as GTP binding protein overexpressed in skeletal muscle. Gene Ontology annotation, biological process: negative regulation of high voltage-gated calcium channel activity. The record is from RefSeq and is a predicted model, not a curated record. Lineage: Eukaryota; Metazoa; Chordata; Actinopteri; Characiformes; Serrasalmidae. The coding region runs from base 1 to 843 and encodes 280 amino acids. Gene Ontology annotation, molecular function: GTP binding; calcium channel regulator activity; GTPase activity. Gene Ontology annotation, cellular component: plasma membrane. The transcript has 4 exons.